AUGGUGAUGAUGGUGCCGGUGCGGGCCGAGGACCCGGCUUUCCAUCCGGUGGCCGGACACUGGCGAGGCUGGACGGGACGGCACGACGACGCCAUGCGGGAGAAUUACGGCGCUGCGAUGGCUCCGGGUGCACCGCUCGGCAAACCGGAGAUGGCCCCCCACCAAGGGGGUCCCUUGCCAGGCAAGGGGCAGGGGGCAGCGGAGACCCGGCACACCCCUGAUGCAGAUUCGGGCCCUCCGGGAUUCGAACCGGCCGUCAAGAGGGACCAGCGGUUCCAGGAGGCGGCAGAGAGGCCCGUUGGGCCCGAAGACCCAAAGGACCCAAGCAAGAGCUGCCCAGGAGACUGGCUGAUCCGGACGGUGAAGGUGGAAGCCGAUGACUACGCGGAGUGGCCGGCCGGGCUGACCACGGAGGCGAUGCUGUCAGGACUGCCCCUGGCCAGCGCCUGCAAGUCGGAAGGCCGCAUCCCCGGAUCGGAGUACAAGGACGGAGCCGGGCUGGGAGAACUUUCCGGGCUGGCCCUGCAACAGUGGCAAAUGUUGAGCGAGGAUAAGUCGCUGGGCUGCCCCCGCUGCGAGCAUCCCGCCGCCCCGCUCGGCGGCAGCCUCGGGGACCCCCGCCCGCGCCCCUUCGCCUGCCUGCAGUGCGGCAAGGCCUUUGGCAAGAAGGCCCACCUGACGCGCCACGCCCGGGUCCACACCGGCGAGCGCCCCUUCGCCUGCACCCACUGCGGCCGGCGUUUCUCCCAAAAGAUCCACCUGGGUUCCCACGAGCGGGUGCACACCGGCGAGCGCCCCUUCCCGUGCGACCGGUGCCCCAAGAGCUUCCGCAAGAAGACCCACCUGGUGCGCCACCAACUCACCCACACCGGCGAGCGGCCCCACGCCUGUGCGCUCUGCCCCCGCAGCUUCGUUCACCGCCGACACCUGCUGCGCCACCAGCGGCUGCACGAAGAGGAGGCGGCCCGCGUCGGAGACCUGGCGGCGUUGGGCCAAGCCGCCCCUUCGUGCGGGAACAGCCUCGAGCUCGGCCUCGCGGGGAACGUACCCCUGUCUGGAGACACCCUGGCCGCCUCCGCUGUGGUGGGACAGAGCUGUAGGGUUCAGGGCGACCACGCACAAGUCAGCUUCCCGUACGGGCCUGGGAUGGAGCUGGGAAAAUUCCCCCCCUCUUGUGCAGGGCACACGGAGCCCAGUCAGGCCCCCCUCCUCUUUAAGGCAGAGUCUGAACCGGAGUUGGGUGGGAUCCCGGGCGCCGAGAGGGAGGACCGGCCCAUGGGAGAAGCCUUUCUGGACCCAGCAGGUUGUAGAGCCCUCUGCGGGGUGCCGAUCCCGGACGGUCCCCCGUAUCUGGAGCAGGUGGGCAAGAUCGAAUCCGAGGAGGACCCGGGGGCCAGUCAGCAACCAGAAGAGAAGCCGUUCCUGUGUUCCGAUUGCGGGAAAGCCUUCGCCUGGCGGAAGAACCUGGCAUCCCACCAGCGGCUGCACGCCGAGGGGGGACGCCCCUUCUCCUGCGCCGAAUGCGGCCGGGGUUUCAGCGACAAGCGUCAUCUGACGGCCCAUCUGCGUGGUCACAUGGGCCUGCUGCCCUACGCCUGCCCCCACUGCGAGCGCAGCUUUGCGCACCGGGCCGGGCUGGCCGCCCACCAGUGCGGGGGCCACACGGGGCAGCGCCCCUUCCCCUGCAACGAGUGUGGCCGCUGCUUCGCCCACAAACGCCACCUGCAGAGACACUGGCGCAACCAGCACUCGGCCGAGCGCCCCUUCGCCUGCGCCCAAUGCGGGCGCGCCUUCAGCACCCGAGCCAGCCUGCUGGCGCACGUCAAAUCCCACGCCGGGCAGCGCCCCUUUGCCUGCCCUCUGUGCGGGCGCGCCUUCAGCCGCAAGUCACACCUGGCCCGCCACGAGGCCGUACACACGGGGCUGCGCCCCCACGCCUGCACCCAGUGUCCCCGGCGUUUCAGCUCCAAGACCAACCUGGUGCGGCACCAGGCGGUUCACACCGGUCUGCGCCCGUACAUCUGCACCCACUGCGCCCGCAGCUUCAGCCGCAAGACCCAUCUCUUGCGCCACGAGCGCACCCACACCAGCGCACCCUUGCCCACCGCCGCCGCUUGGGUGACCGCCUUGCCGCAGAAUUCCCUGCUGCAGCCGAUCGAGCAGCGCCCGCCUCUCCUGUUACCCAUGGCUCUGGAGUCUCCCUGGCAGUGAGGAACCCCCGCCCCAAAAUCCUCCCCGCUUUAUGCCGUCAUCAACGUAGCUUGAGGUGUCCUUUGUCCUUCCGAGCGGCUGUUGAUCCAC
Messenger RNA from Protobothrops mucrosquamatus (brown spotted pit viper), 2301 nucleotides. RefSeq names its product zinc finger protein 467. The transcript has 5 exons. Bases 1 to 2211 code for a protein of 736 amino acids. Gene Ontology annotation, biological process: regulation of transcription by RNA polymerase II. NCBI's taxonomy places the organism in Eukaryota, Metazoa, Chordata, Lepidosauria, Squamata, Viperidae. Gene Ontology annotation, molecular function: DNA-binding transcription factor activity; RNA polymerase II cis-regulatory region sequence-specific DNA binding. The record is from RefSeq and is a predicted model, not a curated record.